Molecule: messenger RNA, 1167 nt
Organism: Microcebus murinus (gray mouse lemur)
Lineage: Eukaryota; Metazoa; Chordata; Mammalia; Primates; Cheirogaleidae
Source: RefSeq, a predicted model, not a curated record
AUGAAAAACCACACAGUACCCACAGAAUUCAUUCUUCUAGGGCUGUCAGAUGACCCGGAGCUUCAGAUUGUGAUUUUUCUCUUUUUAAUUAUCAUGUAUAUAUUAAGCAUCACUGGAAACUUGACCAUCAUCACUCUCACCUUGGUGGACUCCCAUCUACAGACUCCUAUGUAUUUCUUCCUCAGGAACUUUUCUGUAUUAGAAAAAAGGGGAAAAAUGAGCAUGGAGGAUAAUAACAUCAAUGGAACCCCUCAGAAGAGAAAGCACAAAAACAUAGCCAUGGAUAACAUGUAUUUUCAAAAGAGAGAAACUAUAGUGAUCGGUUGUUUAACCUCCAUCACUGGAAACUUGACCAUCAUCACUCUCACCUUGGUGGACUCCCAUCUACAGACUCCUAUGUAUUUCUUCCUCAGGAACUUUUCUGUAUUAGAAGUAACCUUUACAACUGUCUGUAUCCCUAGAUUUCUGGGCUCAAUUAUCACCAGAGACAAAACUAUUUCCUACAAUAAUUGUACAGCUCAGUUGUUUUUCUUCAUCUUCAUGGGGAUAACCGAAUUUUACCUUCUAACUGCUAUGUCCUAUGAUCGUUACGUAGCCAUCUGCAAACCCCUGCACUACACAACCAUCAUGAACAAGAGAGUCUGCAUAUUGCUUGUCUUUUGUGCUUGGUUGGCAGGAUUCUUAAAUAUCUUUCCACUAGUUAUUCUUUUUCUCCAGUUAGAUUACUGUGGCUCCAAUGUCAUCAAUCACUUUACCUGUGACUACUUUCCCCUGUUACAAUUAUCCUGCUCAGACACAUGGCUCCUAGAAGUGAUUGGCUUUUACUCUGCAAUAGUGAUUCUGCUUUUCACUUUGGCAUUAAUCAUUCUAUCCUACAUGUUCAUCAUCAGGACAAUUUUGAGACUUCCUUCUGCUACUCAGAGGAAAAAGGCAUUUUCUACAUGCUCCUCUCACAUGAUUGUCAUUUCCAUUUCUUAUGGAAGCUGCAUAUUCAUGUAUGCUAAUCCCUCUGCAAAAGAAAAAGCAUCCUUGAUCAAAGGAGUAGCUAUUCUCAAUACUUCUGUUGCUCCCAUGAUGAAUCCAUUUAUAUACACCCUGCGAAACCAGCAAGUAAAGCAAGCCUUUAAGGACACCAUCCAAAAGGUUAUGUUUUUCUCUAGUAAAUGA